AUGGAUAGUUUACGUAGGGGAAAGCGGAAACCGAAUGGCUGGUUUAAUGAAGAAUACUUAGGACCGAGUGGAUCUAACUCAGAAAGUGACGAUUCUGAAGAAUAUAUACCAAAACCAAAAUCCCAAAUUAACGGUGGGAGAAAGCUCAAAUAUACAUCUGAUGAUGACGAUGAUGAUGAAGAUUACUAUGAGUAUGGAAUGGAGCGUGAAAAAAAGCAUUAUAAAGAAAGAUUAUUAGGUCCUACUCGAAAAGCUCUCAAGACAGAAGUAAUCAGUUCACGGCAAUGCUUUGCUAAUAGAAUUUCUUCAAAUAGUCCAGAAGCAAGUAUCGGUCCCGAUGGAAACAAAUGCCGCUUUAUUCGAUUUAAGGAUUUGAAACCGAAUUUACUAAAUUUGGAUAAAAUUUUGAAAGAAGGCGAAACUGGAGUGAACACGAUCCUGCCAGCCUAUGAUCCUGUCGCUAGAAACAAAUUACAAUUUUUCGAACUCGACGAUUCUCCCAUACAAUUUACUUACAAAGACCUUGAACGAAUGUCUUUGGAAGAUCUUAAGACAGCCCUUGAAAUAGUUGAAGAAGAUAUUCAAAAUUUACCACAUUUUCCAGAAUAUGCAAAAGAUUUCGUCCUAAUCCCUCCAUACAGUGAACAUAUCAAGCAAGCUGCACCUAUAAAAGCCGAUAUCCGUUACUUUGACUGGGAAACUCUUGGCAAAAUAUGCCAAUUUGAUGUAAUUUUGAUGGAUCCUCCAUGGAACAUCCAACCAGCCCAAACCACGAGAGGCGUUGAGUUAGGCUAUGAACUCAUGCUCGAAAGUGAAAUUGCUUCCAUGAAAAUCCCUUUAGUUCAAACAAAUGGAUAUUGUUUUAUGUGGGUCGUUGCUUCUUUCUUGCCAGUCGGUGUAUCAAUGCUUCAAGGAUGGGGAUACAAAGUAAUUGAUUUCAUUAACUGGAUAAAAACCUCCAAAUAUGGAAGAUAUCGUCCUUCAAACGGUUAUUUCUUGCAACAUGACAAAGAAACUUGUCUUGUAGGCAUAAAAGGAAAACCUUUGGAUGGAGAAGAUGUCGACAUUUUUAACGAUUUAAUUAUUGACGAAAGAGGUGCAAGACAAAGCCACAAACCGCCAUCUUUGUAUGAUAUUAUUGAGAGAAUGUUCCCUGGCCGACUCUAUUUGGAGAUUUUCGCUCGUGCACACAAUGAACGCGAAGGAUGGGUUUCGCUUGGUCUUGAAGUUGUCCAGUAA
This is a messenger RNA of Trichomonas vaginalis G3, 1239 nucleotides long. Its product is annotated as primary miRNA methylation. The transcript has a single exon. Gene Ontology annotation, cellular component: RNA N6-methyladenosine methyltransferase complex. NCBI's taxonomy places the organism in Eukaryota, Parabasalia, Trichomonadida, Trichomonadidae. Gene Ontology annotation, molecular function: nucleic acid binding; methyltransferase activity. The record is from RefSeq and is a predicted model, not a curated record. The coding region runs from base 1 to 1239 and encodes 412 amino acids.